AUGUGGCGGUUUAUAGAUGGCGUCAGUCAACCGAAGAAAACAAAGUUAGAAAGAAAAGACUAUCAUGACAAUUAUGACAAAACUAAAAGGCAACGAAAGUUUUUAACUGUAUGGACGAUAAAUAGAGAAUGGUUAGUUGACUCGGAAAAGGGUAUGAUAUGCACCUACUGCAAACAAAUACCAACAUGUACUACUGGAUCCCGUCUGUUCGUUACAGAUUGUACCUCCUACAAAUUAGAUAGUGUUACUAAACAUGAAAAUUCUUUACAACAUAAAUAUGCUGUUCAAGUCAAUGAGGGUAAGAGCAAGCCUGUAGACGAGUCUGAAGCUGGGAAGAUUAUCUCUACACUAAACAAAGAGAACUUUGAAAAGUUGGAAAAAAUGUUCCGUAAUUGUCAUGCACUAAUAAAAAACAACAAACCUUUGAGUGAUUUUACAUGGAUGUGUGACUUAGAUGGUAUGAAAGGAUUUGAUUUAGGCAGAACAUAUAGAAACAUUAACUCGGCCAAAGUUUUUAUUCAGUCUAUUGCUGAUGUUGAAUUUCAGAAAAUAGCUAAUCAGAUCAAAGACACUAAAUUUUUAUCUGUAAUUGGAGAUGGGUCAACUGAUUCAGCUGUGAAGGAGCAGGAGAUGUGGUUCAUUAGAGGAUGCAGAGCAGGUAUUGUGACAGUAGAUUUCAUUGGUGUUCAUUCGGCAAAUAAAGCAACUGCAGAAAAUAUUGUUCACGGUUUACAAGAGACAGUUGUCAGUAAUCUGAAGAUGGACUGGAGUCAGAUAUCAAAUAAGCUAGUUGGUUUGAGUUGUGACGGAGCCAGUGUGAUGACAGGAUGCAAAUCUGGUGUUAGAGCUAUCCUUGAAAAAGACUGUCCAUCAAUUGUUACUAUCCACUGUAUGGCUCAUCGACUAGAGUUAAGCUUGAAGGAUGUAACUAAAAAAGUAAAGACAUACGAGAGAGUGAACAUUUUAUUGGCAGGGUUGUAUUAUUUUUAUCACAACAGCGCUCUGAAUAGAGCAGUUCUGCAGAAAACAUAUGAAGCUACAAAGUCUCAGGAUGAAAAGCUGUUAAUUCCAACUAGAGUCGGAGGAACAAGAUGGAUUGGUCAUCAAGUCACAGCCAUCCUCCAUGUGAUUACGUCUUACAAAUUUAUUAUAACCCAUAUGGAACAGUUAUUGGAGACAAGAGAAAGGGUUUCAUCUGAUGCUAAAGCAAAGUCAAAAGGUUUCUUGAAACUCUUGAAGUCAAAAGUUAUUGUUGGAUUUUUGCUCUUUCUGCUGGAUGUCCUUGCACCUUUGCGUCAUCUAUCACUGAACCUCCAGGACAGGACUGCAUUAAUAUCAUGUCAGCAUGAUUCCCUGGAAAGUGCACUUGAAGCUGUUAGGAAGAGCAAAACAUGUGAUGGACCUAAUCUCAGAAAGCUAGAUGACCAGUAUGAAGGCACUAAGUUGUGUAACACUGGCUUUCAACACUUCAAUCAAAUAAAAACUACUUUCAUUGAAAGCAUAGAGUCUGCUCUACAGAAAAGAUUUUCAGAUUUUGCCCCAUCUUCAACAAUGCCUGUUGUUAAUGCAACACGCAUAGCUGAUUUAAAAGCAUGGCCACAGGAAUGGGAAGAUCUCAGAGACUUUGGGGAUAAGGAGUUGCAAAUUCUACUUGAGCACUUUGAUCCUGUUCUCACAGAGGCUGGGGUGAAUGUUCCUGAAGCUGAAAUUGAAUGGACAAUGAUUAAAAAGGAAAUACACAAGAGCGAUCUUCUUGGAAGCGACUGGGUCCUUAUACAGAGAAAAUAUGAGAACAAGUUUACCAAUAUCCUUUCAGUUAUUGAUCUCAUUUUCACUCUUUCACCAAGUUCUGCAGAAGCAGAAAGAGGGUUUUCCCAAUUGAAAUGCCUCAAAACAAAUUUAGGAUCUAGACUCAACCAAAACACACUUAAUCAUGCUCUCUCUAUUAAGCUCCACUCUAAAAACAUCAUGGACUAUGACCCAAAGCCAGCAAUACAUUCUUGGAACAGCAGUUCAAUGAGGCAAAGGCGCCCUCAAUUUGAAAGGAAGAAGAACACAGAGACUGAAAACUGUGAUGGUGUCACAGCUGUAAAUCAUGUUGAGGAGGAUAAUGCCAUGCACAUAGUAGAAGAAGAAGAAAACCAUGAAGCAGAUGAAGAAGAAAACAUUGAUGCAAGUGAAGAAGAGGAAUCUGAAGUCAGAGAUGCAGAUAAAGAGAAUGAUUCAGAAGAUGAUCUAAGUGAUGACAUUUCUGAAAAUGAAGUUUUUGAAAAUUUGAGGGAAAUUGAAAUGGAAUAUGAAUAUAUGAAUUAA
Messenger RNA from Saccostrea cuccullata (small rock oyster), 2313 nucleotides. RefSeq names its product zinc finger protein 862-like. The record is from RefSeq and is a predicted model, not a curated record. NCBI's taxonomy places the organism in Eukaryota, Metazoa, Mollusca, Bivalvia, Ostreida, Ostreidae. The transcript has 5 exons. The coding region runs from base 1 to 2313 and encodes 770 amino acids.